UUCUUCUUUUCUCCUUUUAGUUCUUUUCCUUCUCUAAACUAUGACCCUGUUGUCAGAGGACCAGUCUAGCAGGCCCCAACCCUGCCUGCUCUCGGAGCCUAGCAAACACAUCAGCACAUCUUUGCACCAGUACUCAACAGACUACACUGGCUCCAAAGAGGACUUCAUGGAAAGUGGGGAGAACGCUGUAUUCGCAGCCAUGGAACCUCCCAGACGCUCUCUGGGUCGGCUUAUUCUCCACAGCUUGGUAAUGUUCGGUAGGGAAUUCUGUUACGCUGUGGAGGCAGCAUUUGUCACGCCGGUGCUUCUGAGUGUGGGCCUGCCACGCAGUCUGUACAGCCUAGUGUGGCUGAUCAGCCCCAUCCUGGGCUUCCUGCUCCAGCCCAUCAUCGGCUCAGCCAGCGACUACUGCCGUUCACCAUGGGGCCGCCGGAGGCCGUACAUCCUGGUCCUUGGUAUCCUCAUGUUGGUGGGAAUCAGUAUGUUCCUCAACGGAGAUGCUGUCAUUUCAGCGAUAGUCAGUGACAGGUCGCUGAAGAGCACAUGGGCCAUCGUUGUGGUGAUGUUUGGGGUUGUGCUGUUUGACUUUGCUGCAGAUUUCAUUGAUGGGCCCAUCAAGGCCUAUCUGUUUGAUGUCUGCUCAUACCAAGACAAGGAGCGAGGUCUGCAUUACCAUGCUUUAUUCACAGGACUGGGUGGUGCUUGUGGUUACCUGGUGGGAGCCAUGGACUGGGGCCACUCUGUGUUGGGUCGGCUGCUGGGCUCUGAGUACCAAGUCAUCUACUUCUUCUCUGCAAUCACCUGGGGCAUCUUCCUCAGUGUGCACCUUUUCAGUAUUCCAGAAAAACCUCUGGCCAAGGAUCAGUCUUAUACCUCAGCUCCUAGUACCCUUCGCUUACUAAGUUAUCACAAUAAUGGUUAUGGAGCACUUGGUAAAGAGCCCGCCUCUCCGGCUGUCCCAGUAUCUGUCACAGACAUCAGGCCAAGAUCCUACUCAGCCCUUGGGGAAAGACCCAGAUCUUUCUCAACCCUGGUGGAAAGGCCAAGGUCCUUCUCAGCUCUGGGAGAGGCCAACUCGGUGACCUCCAGCUCCAAGCAGCCAAAUAAGGAACAGAAGAGGAUGACGUUCAAGUCACUGAUGAAAGCCAUCGUCAACAUGCCAAGCCACUACCGCUGUCUGUGUGUCAGUCACCUCCUGGGAUGGGCAGCUUUUCUCUGCAACAUGUUGUUUUUCACUGAUUUCAUGGGGCAGAUUGUAUAUAAGGGAAAUCCUUAUGCAGACCACAACUCUACAGAGUAUGCCACAUAUGAAAGAGGAGUAGAAGUUGGUUGCUGGGGGUUGUGUAUUAACGCGGUGUCUUCUGCUCUCUAUUCAUAUGUGCAGCGUUUCCUCCUCCCAUACAUCGGCCUGAAGGGAUUAUACUUUAUGGGCUACUUUGUGUUCGGCAUGGGCACAAGCCUAAUUGGCCUCUUUCCGAAUGUCAUCGCCACGCUCAUCCUCUGCAGUGUGUUUGGCGUCAUGUCCAGCACGCUCUACACAAUCCCAUUCAACCUGAUAGCAGAGUAUCAGCGUGAAGAAGAGGAACAACUGAAGCUACAAGGAAGUAAUAAAAGCCCCCGAGGCAUCGGGAUGGACUGCGCGGCUCUCACCUGCAUGGUUCAGCUGGCUCAGAUCAUUGUAGGUGCGGGGCUUGGGGCUCUGGUCAAUGCCGCAGGAAGUGUCAUCGUUGUGGUCCUCUCAGCUUCAACCAUGUCCCUUAUUGGCUGCAUGUUCAUCACUCUCUUUAUCAGAUCUGUGGAAUGAUAUGGCUUGAAAGACGACU
Molecule: messenger RNA, 1823 nt
Organism: Melanotaenia boesemani (Boeseman's rainbowfish)
Lineage: Eukaryota; Metazoa; Chordata; Actinopteri; Atheriniformes; Melanotaeniidae
Gene: slc45a2
Product: solute carrier family 45 member 2
Exons: 7
Coding region: 41-1804 (587 amino acids)
Cellular component (GO): membrane
Molecular function (GO): sucrose:proton symporter activity
Source: RefSeq, a predicted model, not a curated record